GAAUUCAGCUUAAAACGUAAACAAAACUAAAUUCUCUAAAUAAUUCUUUAUAAAAUACUGUAAUAAAUCGUUAAUUAAUAAAAUAAACACUCUUAAUCAUUUGACUUGAUUGGAAGUUACCGGCUUAAAUAAAAGAGAGAAAAGGAUAAUAAGCAAAAUGAGUUUGAUUCAAAAAAUUGUUGAUCUUGUUGAGCGUAAUGAAAAUGCUGAUGCUCGUAAGAAUAUCCUUAAAUUAAAUAAAGAUAUCAAAUCAUACCGAGAUAAAGUUCGUCAAUACAUAGCUUCGAAUUAUGCCGACUUUCUGCCUUCAGUAAUUAACAAUGAAGUUCUCUUAGAGGAAGGAAAGUAUCACGAGACUCAACUAUUGAAUCUAAGAGAAAGUCUUUCUGAUGGAUCUAAAAGUAUGUAUCAAGCUAAUGACGAGAUUUCCAGGUUGGUGGAAGAAUUGGAAGUUGUCAACAUGAAGCUUAACACUUCAAUGAAACUAAUGAAGAUUGACGGCUUGUUGGAGAAAAUCAAACUAUACAAUGAAAGUGGAAGAUACACUGAAAUAAAUCAUCUUCUGAAUGCGAUUCUGCUUAUUGUAAAUGAUCCUGAAGAAAACAUCAUUCGUCGCUUAGAUAUUUACAAUAAUUUGAAGUCUCGUUUGACACAAGAACGAGAAAAUAUGUUGAAAAAUCUGGAAGCUCGUUUUAAAAGUUUUGUUGAUAUGAAGGAGAAAUCAUUUUUGAAGAAUCGAUUGAUUACGAUGACGAUUACAAAAAACACUUCCAGUUUGAUUGAAUGUGUUAAUUCUAUCGUUGAUUCUGAUUACGAGUUCAAUCCUGUCGUUAACUUCUUUAUGAAAAAAAUUUUCGAGGCUGUCGUCUCACGUCCAAUUUCGUUGGAAAUCAAUGACAGUGAUAGUGAAAUUAAGAUGACUCUUUCGUAUAGUAUUGAGCCAGUGACUGAUGAUUUACGACCCAAUUAUAGUGUUGUAUUUAAGAAUUUACGUUCAGUCCUGCAAUACUUAAACAACAUGAAUGUUCAACUUCAGAACGAAGAAUUUCUCCUCACUCAUAUUUUCCGAAAUCAUCAAAAAGAAUUUCUUGAUAUAAUUUUCACGAAUUGUCUUAUGCAUUCCGUACCUAAAACAUUUGAAGAGAAAAAUCAGUCAACAAUUAGCUCUGACAUCAGUGAGAUGAGUGAAUUCUUAAAGGAAAUAAAUUUCUGCUCGAAUAAUGAAGAAGAUAGUUUAGAACGCUACUCAGAUAAAAUUGAUGAGCUCUUUUAUAAUCAAUUCACCAAAAACAUUCAAACCUCAGCUUCUGAAAUCUUAAAACGUGACUUACAUGAUAUGAUUCACAUUUCCGAAGACACGACACUUUCCACAACAACUCCAUUGACAUUCCCACGCUCAAUGGUUUCAAAGAGUACGCUUGAGUUGAUUCGUUUACUUGAAAAAAUUCUAAAUCAAGCUAAAACUGCCACUGAUAAAGGCGAUGAAAAGAAAAACUUGAUGCUUUCAAUUCGCAAGAUCAUUGAAAAUUAUGCGUUCACUGUUCAAAUUCAUCACUCAAAAUUCAUGUCGAAAAUUCCCCAACAAUCUGCUUUAUUCUAUAACAACUGCAUGUAUGUCUCCAAUUGGGUCACAAACUGCAUUGAAGUAAAAAACUAUGAAAUGGAACAAGCAGUUCAUGACUUACAACAACAAGGCUGGGAAGUUCUUGAAUGUCAAAUUGCGAAACAAAAAAUACAAUUGUUGGAAAUUUUGGGAGAUUUUGAUCCAUCGAAAUGCUUAAACGAAAUUCUUCCUGAACAUUUCAAACCAAUUCGUCAAUGCUUACGUCAGAUGGAACUUUUAAAGAACGUUUGGCAAACAAUUUUACCAUCUGAUUUAUACAACAAAACUAUGGCAGGAUUGCUUGAUAUCAUCAGUAAGGAUCUGACAAAGAAAGUCACGACAAUGGAAGACAUUUCAACGAUAUUGGCAAAUGCUUUAGUUGACCUUAUUAAAACCGUUGAUGAGAAAGGGCAGGCUUUGUUUGAAGCUGACACAAGUGUUUUUGUCAUAGUUACAAGCUGGCAAACUAUGUUACAUUUGCAGUUUAUUCUCGAUGCAUCACUCGUUGACAUCACAAACAGCUGGAAGUCUAAAGAAAUAACUCAAUCAUUCAAAGCUGAAGAAGUUAAGCGACUUAUUCGAGCUUUGUUUCAAAACACCGAUCGACGUGCUAAUGCCUUGUCAUCAAUUGUUUAACUUUCAUUGUAUGAUUUACAACUUUAAAUUAUUAUCCACAUGAAAUUUAUGAAUGAAUGAUUGAAAGCAAAUAAAAUUUUGUUACUCUUUUAAAAU
Molecule: messenger RNA, 2335 nt
Organism: Clunio marinus
Lineage: Eukaryota; Metazoa; Arthropoda; Insecta; Diptera; Chironomidae
Source: the annotation of a GenBank genome assembly